Molecule: messenger RNA, 1064 nt
Organism: Paecilomyces variotii
Lineage: Eukaryota; Fungi; Ascomycota; Eurotiomycetes; Eurotiales; Thermoascaceae
Product: synaptobrevin
Exons: 4
Coding region: 197-931 (244 amino acids)
Biological process (GO): endoplasmic reticulum to Golgi vesicle-mediated transport; vesicle fusion
Cellular component (GO): late endosome membrane; ER to Golgi transport vesicle membrane; endoplasmic reticulum membrane
Molecular function (GO): SNAP receptor activity; SNARE binding
Source: RefSeq, a predicted model, not a curated record
GCCUUGAGCAUGCGAUAGAUACACUGAGCUAGAUAAACACGAUAACUUACUUUGCGACCGUCAUUUAUUGGUCGCGCACGAACCUAUUUUGAUUCCAAAGCCACACUGCCAGAGCCAGAGUCACUCACAUCGUUUCCUUUCCUUGCGCACCGUGGGUUUCUUGGCCUCGUUAUUUGUUGCUUAGCCCGCUGGCACGAUGAACUCAUUAUUCAAUUCCGCACUGAAACAGUCGUCUGCCAUACGGCGCGACCUCGAUACAUUCGCUGAAUCUCCAGCUACAACGUCGGCAGCUCUACAAGGGCAGAUCGCAGCGUCACUGACAUCGCUCUCACGGACGGUGGACGACUACUCGUCAUUAUCCAAGAAGGAGCUCAUCCCCGAGAAGCAGGAGAAGGCCUUUGAACGGGUGAAGAAGUUUCGCGCAGAGCUUUCAGAGUACAGAGAGCAGUUUGAUCGGUUACGGAAGGAGAGAGAGGAAGCUCAAUCGGUAACCAACCGCAAUGAACUCCUUGGUCGACGUCCUUUUGCUGCCACGCCGGAGAACCCCUACGCGCAGUCAUCAGUUCCUCAGUCGUCUGCUUUCGGAAAGCCCAGUUCUUCGUCCGGUACGGGGCUGAGCUUCGGCACUGCUCCGUCCGAAUAUCACCGUGAAGCGCACGCCUUGCGCGAACAGUCCUUCUUUGCCAGCACCAAUACGCAACUGGACGAAUUCCUCGACCGGGGUCGAGCCGUGCUAGCGGAUCUGGGCCAGCAGCGAGAGAUGCUGAAGGGCACUCAACGCCGGCUGUAUAGUGUCGCGAACACGUUAGGCAUCAGCGGAGAUACGAUCCGCAUGGUGGAGCGUCGGGCCAAGCAGGACAAGUGGAUGUUCUGGGGUGGUGUUGUUGUUUUCUUCCUGUUCUGCUGGGCGGUGCUACAUUUCUUGCGGUGAAGAUUAUUGCUUGUAGAUUUCCUGGACGCUUGGGGCUUUUCUUUCUUUCUUUCUUUCUUUCUUUCUUUCUUUCUUUCCUUCUUUUCGGCUGAUGAAAAAGCGUGGCGUUCUGGUUAGGGUCUUUGUGGUAUUG